Micropterus dolomieu (smallmouth bass) is the source of this 3023-nucleotide messenger RNA. Its product is annotated as lysyl oxidase homolog 4-like. Gene Ontology annotation, biological process: peptidyl-lysine oxidation. The transcript has 14 exons. The record is from RefSeq and is a predicted model, not a curated record. The coding region runs from base 206 to 2980 and encodes 924 amino acids. Lineage: Eukaryota; Metazoa; Chordata; Actinopteri; Centrarchiformes; Centrarchidae. Gene Ontology annotation, molecular function: copper ion binding; protein-lysine 6-oxidase activity. Gene Ontology annotation, cellular component: membrane.
UGAAAAGAAGGAAAGGGGGUUUUAAAAAAUGAAGAAAAUGGGAGGUGUGGAUGAAGGAGCAGAUCUGAGGGAGUGACAGAUGAAGAAAGAGGGCGGGAAAAGAGGAGAAUAGAGAGACAGCAGGACCAAACUCACUGCCUUCUUUUCCUCCAGUGCUCUAUUCCUUCUUUCUCCUGGUGACUCAAGGCUGAGAUCAACAGAUAGGAUGCUGGGCCUUAGCUCCCUGUCCACACUCCUCCUGCUUCUCCUCUCCCCCCCGCCGCUGCCUGCCCAGGAGGUGCUUGUGCGUCUAGCAGGCGCAGGCCGGCGCGGUGCAAACGAGGGACGUGUGGAGGUGUUCUACAAUGGCGCAUGGGGCACAGUGUGUGAUGACGAGGUGGAUCUUAACCUGGCCAAUGUGGUGUGUCGACAGCUUGGCUUCCAACGCGGCUUUACCUGGGCGCACAGUGCCAAGUUUGGCGAGGGACAAGGUUUGAUCUGGUUGGACAAUGUGCGCUGCAAGGGCACAGAGCUCUCUAUUGCAGAAUGUCGCUCCAAUGGUUGGGGAAUCAAUGACUGCACCCAUGCUGAGGACCUGGGGGUCAUUUGCAGCCCAGAAAGGAGACCUGGCUCCCCCCCUGUCGCCUUGGAGGAGGCCCCUUCAUCCUCCAGGCGCCAACCAAGCCAGCCAAGACAGAGAAACCCACCACCACAGUCUGUGUCCCCUUCAGCUUCGUCCCACAUCUCCUCUUCUUCUGCAAGAGGCCAUGAGAUCGCCCUCCAUCGCAACCCAACUUCUUCCCGACGCAGCAGCAUCUCGCCGCAGGAAAAUGGCCACGAGAUCCAGAUCUUGCGACGGAAUCGAGGCCCGCAGGUUAGCUCAGCUCUGCCACAAGGGCAUCAGCUGCCUUCACAUCUGGCAAACGGAGCAUCCUACAGACAGAGACAGGAGACAGCAAGGGCCAGUCCACAAGCAGUGAGACGAGAGACAGACGGACAGGUAGACAGGCAGCCCCAACCCCAGCAAUGGAGUGACAGGCAUCAGCAGCUCAGCGGAAACCAUGUCGAACCAGAGCCUGUGUAUCCAGACACGGGACUGGAGACUUACACACAGGGAUCUGUUCAUCUAGAGGAGGCUCGUCUAAGGCCUGUGCUGUCCAGCAACCAUGGCGGUCUGGUGACAGAAGGAGUGCUGGAAGUGAAGCAUGCUGGGAAGUGGCGUCAUGUGUGUAACCAUGGCUGGGACCUCAGCAGCAGCCGUGUCGUAUGUGGCAUGUUAGGAUUCCCUGCUGCAGAAGUGUUUGACCAAAAUGCCUACAGGAAACUGUGGGACUCCAAGUUAGCCGAUCCGUCUUCCAGGCUGAGGACACAGAUCAGUAAGAAGGCCUACUGGGUGGAGAAGGUGCAGUGUCAGGGAGUGGAGGCCUCUCUAUCGCAGUGCCAGGCACAGCCAUCACUCGCCAGGAGUGAUAUCCCGUGCCGUGGUGGCAUGCACGCUGUGGUCCGCUGUGUCCCUGGAUCCCAGUUUGCACGCUAUGGUAGAGCACCUGCUCCACCUGCUGUGCCAGCAGUCGUGCGUCUGAAGGCCGGGCCCCGGGUCGGGGAGGGCCGUGUUGAGGUGCUGAAGGAGGGGAAAUGGGGUACUGUAUGUGACCACCUGUGGGGCAUCACUGCAGCCAGUGUGGUCUGCAGAGAGCUGGGCUUUGGGACGGCCAAAGAGGCCCUCACCAGGGCUGAGCUCGGACAGGGUACUGGUCUAAUCCACAUGAACAGCGUGCAGUGUACAGGCAGGGAGAAGUCAAUUACAGAGUGUACCUACAGACAGGUGCCGCUUUACACCUGCAAACACAGCCAGGACGUGGCGGUCCGCUGCAACGUCCCCAGCACUGGCUUGCAGACCACGGUGCGUCUGGCAGGAGGGCGAGAGCCAGCAGAGGGUCGUGUGGAGGUGCUGAUGGAGGUUGGAGGGGUGAAGCGUUGGGGCUCCGUCUGUAGUGAGAACUGGGGCAUCAACGAGGCCAUGGUGGUCUGUCGACAGCUGGGCUUGGGCUUUGCCUCAAGAGCUCAUCAGGAGACCUGGUACUGGCCUGGCUCUUCUGGUGCUGGUGAGGUGGUUCUGAGUGGAACUCACUGCGUCGGCACUGAGAUGUCCAUCCAGCAGUGUCGCAGAAACACAAAUGUCUACUGUCCCAGAGGAGGAGAGGGCAGGGCUGCAGGCGUCACGUGUGUAGAAACUGCUCCGGACCUUGUCGUGGAUGCCCAGCUCGUCCAAGAGACGGCAUACCUGGAGGACCGACCCCUCCACCUGCUGACAUGCGCUAAUGAGGAGAACUGCCUGUCCUCCUCUGCCGCCCGGAUGAACUGGCCCUAUGGACACCGCCGCCUGCUGCGCUUCUCCUCCCGCAUCAUGAACGUGGGCCGCGCCGACUUCCGACCCCGAGCCAGCAGAGAAAGCUGGACGUGGCACCAGUGUCACAGGCACUACCACAGCAUUGAGGUGUUCACUCACUAUGAUCUACUGACCAUCAAUGGGACCAAGGUGGCUGAAGGUCACAAGGCCAGCUUCUGUCUGGAGGACACCUAUUGCCCUGACGGUAUCCAUAAACGGUAUGCCUGCUAUAACAUGGGAGAGCAAGGGAUCUCAGUCGGCUGCUGGGACACCUACCGCCACGACAUUGACUGCCAGUGGAUCGACAUCACAGACAUACGACCCGGCGAAUACAUCUUCCAGGCAGGCAGACAGACAGGGUGGAAAACAACAAGCCAUGGCAACCAACCAUGGCUACAGCCUAAUGACAGGCUGCAACUUGAAUCCGAACCCAAAACUGUCAUCUGCAUCUCUGGUCCUUUUUCCCCCUGCAUGGAGAUAACAGUGGAAACUGAUGUCAUGCCGUGCUUGAACCCCCAAUUUAUACAUCAUGAGCCAUAUAGAAAUGCAGAAGACAAUAAUCCUGUGGUUAGCCCCACGGAAUACCAGUUGUUUCCUAACUGUCUGAAGUAAACUGUUACUAUCUCAUUUGUUCCCUUACUUGAUGAAAAAGACA